AUGGCUUUGAUUGUCAUCCUGGCCAUCACGAUCCCAAUCACGAUCCUCGGAUUCCUGCCAUUAAUGACCCUAAAACCAAUGCAUAUGCAAAUCUACUGGAUUUUAUACGUCAUGCAAAUGUUUGCUACGGUAUUGGUGAUCGGCAUCUUGAUCUUGAUCUUCUUUGUACUUCCGGAAAAUACCUUCAGCAAGGACCACCAUAUGGAUGUGCCAAAGACUGUUGGAGGAAUUUUAGCCAUCUGUCUCCUGGCGGCCCUUGUCUUGGCCUAUGUUUUCUGGCGUGGCUCGGUGACCUAUUCGUAUUACAGAUACAUACGCGAUCGCCAGCUCGCCAUCGAGCACCAGGGCUCCAACCUCGCCCAUGCAGCCGAUAAUUUGGCUCAUGAUAUUGAAAACCAACAAUCAACAAUCAUGUGGUGCUGGCAUCCGACGCACAUCCACCCUCGCACCCCGAUCCGCGAGGAGAACUACCAUUGCUGCUGCAAGCUCGGCAAAGCCAAGAUCGGUUUCGCCGUCUUCCUCAUCCUUGAUGCUGUCUUCCUCGCCUUUUUAAUCCUCUCCGUGAUCCUCGGAACCCCCGAUGCCCGACUGCCUACUGCAAUGAUCUUCGCCUUCUGCCUCCCGAUCAUGUUCCUCGGAAUCAUGGCCCUCAUCACCCAGAAGCCCAUGUUCAUGCAGGCAUACGGAGUGGCAUACAUCGUCCAACUGGUGCUCCUCACCCUCUCCAUCCUCACCUACACCUUCAUCUACCUGUCCGACACUGAGGGUAAGGCCACCGAUUUCCCACGUGCCAACGAAGACCCGCAUUCACCAAAGCAGGUUCGAUACACCGUCAGCAUCGCCGUUGGGGCCCUGAUCUUCCUGUUCCUCCGCGGAUGGAUCACCCUCAACUACUACAAAUUUGUCAGGGAUCGCCAACUGGCCCUGGAGACCGUUGGCCAUAGCCUGACCAGCCGCUCGGAUGUCGAGUACCAGGAGGGGAAACUCGUCAGA
Molecule: messenger RNA, 993 nt
Organism: Mesorhabditis spiculigera
Lineage: Eukaryota; Metazoa; Nematoda; Chromadorea; Rhabditida; Rhabditidae
Source: the annotation of a GenBank genome assembly